This is a messenger RNA of Rotaria sp. Silwood1, 1161 nucleotides long. The record is from the annotation of a GenBank genome assembly. NCBI's taxonomy places the organism in Eukaryota, Metazoa, Rotifera, Eurotatoria, Philodinida, Philodinidae.
AUGUUUAGCGCUACUGGUCUUCGUUGGAAACGACAACGGUUUGUUAUUAAUCCGACAUUUUCAUCAGCUAAACUUAAACAAAUGACACCACUCAUUCAUCGAAGUGUUCUUACGUUCAUGGAAAAAAUAUCUGAAGAAUCUAAUAAAGGUCAACCAUUUGAUAUCUAUGCAUAUUAUAAACGAUUUACCAUGGAUACUAUAUGGUCAUGUGCUUUUGGUAUUGAUACAGAUAUGCAAAAUAAUAUUAAUAAUCCAUAUUUAAUUUAUUCACAAACUGUAUUCGAUGAAGAAAAUGCUGUCAAAGUGUUUGUACUUUUAUCUGUGUUUAUCAAAGAAUUAAGUAAUGUCUGGAUUAAAUUUCAUCAUAUGAACAAUAAUAUACGAUACCGGUUUUCAUGUAUGUGUCCAUUAGCAAAGAAAUUUAUUCAAGAAGAACCAUACAGAUGGAUUAUAAGGCAAACAUAUAAGAUGAUGGAAAAAUGUGAACAAGUUGGUCCAAUGAAUCGAAUUGAUUUAAUGCAAUUAAUGCUUGAAUCAGCAUCGAACGAGGAUUUUAUUCAAGAUGGUCAAACAUCUGCAGUGAAAAAAGAGGAGAAAGAUAACGAGCCACCACUAAUUCGAAAACUUACUAGACAUGAAAUUGCAUCUAACAUUUAUCUAUUCAUGCUUGCCGGUUAUGAAACAAUAAGUACAGCACUUAGUUAUAUUUCUUAUGUUCUUGCAACUCAUCCAAAGGAGCAACAAAAAUUACAAGAACAUAUUGAUAUUCAUUUCGAUCCUAAAACAGAAGAUGAUAUGCCAUCUUAUGAUACAGUAUCACAAAUGGAAUAUUUAGAUAUGUUUAUUCGAGAAACACUUCGCAUGUAUCCCAUUGUACCAGUAGUAGUCAAUCGGCAAAGUUCAGAAGAUUUUCAUAUCGAAGGUAUUGGUACGAUUCCAGCUGCAUGGAUUCCAUUUGGAGCUGGACCAAGAAAUUGUGUUGGAAUGCGUUUUGCUUUUGUUCAAAUCAAAAUGGUACUUGUUCGUCUUCUUAAAACAUAUUCAAUAGUCGGUUGUGGUGAUCAAACAUGUAAACCAUUCGAAAAUCUCAAAGAAUAUAUCGUAAUUGCACCAAAACAAGUUAUUGUUCGUUUACAACGUCGAAAUGAACAUUAUAAUUAA